ACAAGAUCUUUAAUGGGAUGUUGGCACUCUCGGAUACCCUACGAUGAUUCAGCUGAGAAAACGACGUGCCAAUUGAGAUUUGUCAGUGGCUGUUUGCCCCUACAGUUCUAGAACCUCCACAUCGUCAAGCGAAUCCCUCAAUAGCUCCACGCGUUCAGAAGCCACUUCCCCCCCAAACUAACUGCAUCCGUAGCAUGGCGUCCUAGCGUCUGAUCGCUUUCCCUACGGGGUAUUUCAACACCUUGCCCCCGUCCAACCUUUACCCUUCCUGCAGCCAAGCUUUGUCUUUCACAGCCCUACGAACCCGACACUGUGGUUUUGGUUCCGAUCUAGCCUGUUUUCUAUUCCUGUUUAUUAAUAUUUUAUAUACUCUGUUUCAUUUGUUACGCGUCUCCACAUGACUCGACACGGAAGACGUAUAAAACGGUGCGGCACUUGUGUUGAGCGCAAGGUUAAAUGCGAUGAGCAGCAACCCUAUUGCCAACGAUGCAAAAAUGCAGGUCUUACCUGUUCGGGGUAUCAUAGUCAACUAAAGUUUGUCGACGAGGGGGCUCGGUUCGCUUCGACUACUGCUUGUCCUUCUCAGCCUGUUUCGAAAUCUGCGAUAUCACAACGCAGUCGUCUCGCCAAUGGCAUAGCUUCAACAAAAUGCCCAAGGAAUCCCAAGCCUCAAAUAGUCAGCCUAGUACCGCAGAAGAAUACUCUGUUCUUCCCCUACACUUUGUCAAAGCUAUCACCAGAAGACUUGCGCUGCGGGCCAGGACUGGGUCCAGGAAUACUUUCAGAACUACUGACGGGCCAGCACUCGGAACUACAUCAAUCAUGCGUACAGGCAUUGGCCGCGAUGUACUUUGGAAGAACGAACCGGGAUAGAAAUGCCUGUGAACAAGGGCUACGGCUGUACUCUCAUGCACUGACUCAGCUCCGGACGGACAUCAGCAACUCAAAUACCGAAAUGGGCACCCUAAUGAGUAUCAUGUGUCUUUGUGUGUACGAAAACGUCGUGUUUUCUCAACCGACUGCUUGGCUCCUUCAUUAUGAUGGUCUAGGGAGAUUGAUGCAAGCGCGAGGCCCAAAACCGUGGAGAACGCCAGCAGAAAGGCAAAUACUACAAGCGGCACGGUACUACAUUACUCUCUCCGCCGGUCAUCAACGCCGCCAUUGUUUCCUCGACCAGCCGCAAUGGGAGAGCACAAGAUGCCUCCCGGAAGGUGAAACUCCAGAUAAGAUCGAUAUCCUGUACGACAUCUUCGCUCAGCCGCCUGGGAUCAUUGCGGAUUACGACAAUAUACGGAAGGCGAGUGUGACGGACCCUGUUGCAGUUGAAGUUCUGCGGAACAGGACACAAUCGCUCAUCGACAAACUGCAUGAAUGGUACCGCGACAUGCCAUGGGUAUGUACCACUGAUCCAACCAUGAGAGAGCACAGUGGCAUCCCCCUUCCGGAUGACCCCAUGGAAUGUGUCGCUCUCGCAAUCAGCUACGCCAUGCUUUUAUGUCUUGUCCAGCCUUGCGAAUACCUGGGCAUCUCACUCUUUCCGGAGAGCAGUAUGGAGGCGACAAGCAAUAUCGAUCAAAACUCGAAAAACAAGUUCUUGGCCCUGGAGAUUUGUCGCUUCGCAAACUGGGCACUUCGUGGUCAAGCUUCGGCGAGCUACGCCUUGCUGUUAGUGUAUCCACUUCAAAUAGCAUGGUUCUGCGUGCAGAAUAGUGAGGAGGACCUCCGUAAUGUUAGAGUCAUAAUGAACUCGGUUGUUGCGGAUUCGUAUGGCUUUGAGUUGGGGAGGAUGAGGCAUUGGGAUGAGACUAGUCUGGAUCAAGGCCGGUAUGGCUUUUUGUAUUAAUGAUAAUCGUAUCGAUGGCGGGAUGAGAAAAAUACUACAUGAAACAUCCCGAUGAUGAUAAAAGCGAGCGUUGUUGCGCAUUGUACCGUUGAGCUGACAUGGUGCUUGGUAAUUAUCCGCUGGCCUGGCUCUGGGGUUGCGUCG
Molecule: messenger RNA, 1987 nt
Organism: Fusarium odoratissimum NRRL 54006
Lineage: Eukaryota; Fungi; Ascomycota; Sordariomycetes; Hypocreales; Nectriaceae
Exons: 4
Coding region: 398-1843 (481 amino acids)
Biological process (GO): regulation of DNA-templated transcription
Molecular function (GO): DNA-binding transcription factor activity, RNA polymerase II-specific; zinc ion binding
Source: RefSeq, a predicted model, not a curated record